Messenger RNA from Penicillium riverlandense, 612 nucleotides. RefSeq lists its product as uncharacterized. Gene Ontology annotation, biological process: transmembrane transport. Bases 1 to 612 code for a protein of 203 amino acids. The record is from RefSeq and is a predicted model, not a curated record. The transcript has a single exon. NCBI's taxonomy places the organism in Eukaryota, Fungi, Ascomycota, Eurotiomycetes, Eurotiales, Aspergillaceae. Gene Ontology annotation, molecular function: transmembrane transporter activity.
AUGCCCUGCCAGACUCCAAGCGAGAGCGGCUACCUGAUGAUCCCCAUCCUCGUUGGAAUGAUGCUCGGGCUCUUUCUUCAGGGCAUCGGUACCACGAUGUUCGGCUACUACGCUCCCUUUAUGAUCUUCGCCUCCAUAUGCAUGCCGAUUGCAGCGGGCUUGAUGACAACAUACGAUGUCCACACACCCCUCGCCCAGAUCAUCCUCUAUUCCGGAUUCGCCGGCUUCAGUGGAGGCAUCGGCUUCCAAGGCUCCCAAGCGGCUGUUCAGACAACGUUGAGUGCCGCAGAUGUCAAUCUGGGGAUCGGGGUCAUCUUGUUCGGGCAGAGCCUGGGCCCGGCGGUGUUUAUCGCUAUUGCGCAGGUUAUAUUCACGAAUCAGUUGUCGUCAAGUCUGGCAGAUGUUAUACCAGGAUUGAAACCUGCGUAUAUUGAAGAGCACGGACUUGGUGAUAUUAAGAAGGGAGUUCCUGUCCAGCGGUGGGAUCAGGUGUUGGGUGGUAUCGAGCGGAGCUUGACGCAUACUUGGUACCUUGCUGUCGCGUUGGCUUGCACGACGAUUGUGGGAAGUCUCUUAAUCGAAUGGCGCUCGGUUAAGCAGAAGAAGUCGUGA